This is a messenger RNA of Lathyrus oleraceus (garden pea), 3483 nucleotides long. RefSeq lists its product as uncharacterized. The record is from RefSeq and is a predicted model, not a curated record. The transcript has 2 exons. Bases 1 to 3483 code for a protein of 1160 amino acids. Lineage: Eukaryota; Viridiplantae; Streptophyta; Magnoliopsida; Fabales; Fabaceae. Gene Ontology annotation, biological process: proteolysis. Gene Ontology annotation, molecular function: aspartic-type endopeptidase activity.
AUGGAGCAACUUCAAGAGAACCAAGUUGUCCUUCAGGAAGAAGUAUCCCAAAUGCGGUCCCAAAUGCGGCAAUUGAUGAAGACUAUUCAAGCAGUCGCAAGAAGCCAGGAGGUUGUGGCAAAAAUGCAAGAAGAAAUGAAUCAACGUGCCAGUACUACCAAUCCUCCUACCCCUCAAACGGUCGAGAAUAUGACUCUAGUUCCUCAAGCUGAUCCUCCAAUUAACAUUAAUGCACACGGCGGUGUUCCAAACGAAAAUCCUCGUCCUCAUGCUCUUGAGACAGAAGACCAACUUGAUGCAUUCUUCAGCCCAAGGGACGCUUCUCAGGAUGACGCCUUCGGUUCCGCAACCAACAAGGUGGAAAGGAAGGUAAAGGCUAUCGAGGAAAAGCUCAAGGCAAUGGGGAGCACUGACAUUUUGGGCCUCGAUGCGGCAGAAAUGUGCUUAGCACCUGGGGUCAUCAUUCCGGCCAAGUUCAAAGUUCCGGACUUUGAAAAAUAUAAGGGAAAUAACGACCCUAGGACACACAUUAGGGCAUACUGCCGAAAGAUGGCUGCUUAUUCCAGCGAUGAUCAACUUUUAAUGCAUUUUUUCCAGGAUUCCCUCAGUGGGGAAUCUUUGGAUUGGUACAUGCAACUCGAGGGCAACCAUAUUCACACCUGGAGGGAAAUGGUCGAGGCAUUCCUCAAGCACUAUCAGUACAACACUGAUAUGGCACCUAAUCGCACGCAGUUGCAAAAUCUGACUCAGAGGUCUGAGGAGUCCUUCAAAGAGUAUGCCCAGCGGUGGAGGGAAUUAGCUUCUAGGGUACAACCCCCAUUGCUAGAAAGAGAACUGGUAGACAUGUUUAUGGGAAACUUGCAAGGUCCAUACCUUGAUAGAAUGGUAGGGAGCACCUCUUCAGGCUUUUCUGACCUGGUCUUAGCCGGUGAAAGGAUAGAAAAUAUGAUUAAAAUGGGAAAGAUCCAGAAAUCUGCCACUACUUCUAGUGCAUCGAAGAAACCUUUUGUUCCCUAUGGUAAAAAACGAGAAGGCGAGACCAAUGUUGCCUCCAUCAUUCGAACAAGAAAUCCCACUUAUCCACAAGUAGCUGCCAUAGCUCCCGUCCAACCAAGUCAACAACAACUAUUUACAAUUCCUGUUCAAACUCAACAACAACAACGGUAUCAACAACAACCGCAACGUCAAGAACCACAAUAUCAACAACAACAAAGGAUGCGAAGGCCCGAGAGAAGAUUUGACCCAGUUCCCAUGACUUAUAGCCACAUUCUACCAUAUUUAUUGAGGGGAUCACUUGUGCAACUAAGAGAGUUAGGACCCCCACCAGCGGUUCUUCCUCCCGGUUAUGAUGCAAAUGCCCGCUGUGAAUUUAAUUCUGGCGCUCAUGGGCAUUCGACCGAGAAUUGUAAAUCAUUAAAGUACAAAGUUCAAGAUCUUAUUGAUUCUAAGGCAAUCACGUUCGCCCCCAAGGGGCCGAAUGUAAAUAAUAACCCGAUGCCCCCUUACAACAAUGCAUCAGUGAAUAUGAUGGAGGCUGACAAUGGAAGGAGAUUGAUGUCCUGUGUGGACGAGUUAAAAAUACCACUCAUCAAGAUCAAGAAUGCUUUAAUAAAGAAUAAUACCUUUCCCAUCUGUGGUAAUGACUGUGAACAUUGUUUGAUUAACCCGCAACAAUGUAGAACAUUGAAGUCUGUCAUACAACAAUUAAUGAACCAAGGGAUCUUGGUGGUAGACUGCCCGUCCACAAAGGAAGAUGUGUCUACCCUUGAGACACCAUACGACGAAGUCCCUCCUCUUCAAAUUCCAUAUGAAUUCUCUCAGUUAACUCUGUCGACAAAUCCUAUUACUCCAAUCAUAAUAACAGUUCCCACACCAUUCCCAUAUGUUGACACCAAGGCAGUCCCUUGGGUGUAUGACACCUCAGUCUACAUUCAUGGUCAGAAGAUUCAAGAAGAACCGAUAAAGUCUAGUGACCCAAUGAUCAAUAUCACCGGCACUAGUGGAGUCACAAGAAGUGGAAGGAUAUUUGCACCGACACCCACUCCAAUUGGAACUAUCAAUCCUUCAACUUCAGACAAAGGCAAACAAAUUGAUGGUGCUCAGCAAAGACAAGACCCCGCACCUUCAAGUGAAGUAGACGAGUUCUUACGCGUUAUCAAGAAGAGCGAUUAUCGAGUAGUUGAUCAGCUUAACCAGACACCCUCGAAGAUCUCAAUGUUGUCUCUAUUAAUGUGCUCGGAGGCCCAUAGGGAGGCUUUGGUAAAGUUUUUGAGGACAACUCACGUAUCGCAAGAGAUAUCUGUUUAUCAGUUUGAAGGAGUAGUUAACAAUAUCGCUACUAGCUUAAGCUUAGGUUUCAAUGAUGAAGAGCUUCCCACCGAGGGGAGGAAUCAUAACAAGGCUCUCCAUAUUUCUAUUGAGUGUGUGGACACAGUCCUAUCAAGAGUUUUGGUAGACACUGGGUCUUCCCUCAAUGUGAUGCCUAAGAGCUCCUUUGCUAAACUAACUAUUGAAGGACUCGUAAUGAAGCCGAGUGAGCUUAUAGUAAGAGCAUUUGAUGGGACUAGAAGAACUGUAAUCGGUGAGGCGAAUUUGCCUAUGAAGAUUGGUCCCCAUAUUUUCCUUAUCACUUUCUUCUUAAUGGAUAUCUAUCCAGCCUACAGUUGUCUGCUUGGGAGGCCUUGGAUCCGUUCAGCUGGUGCAGUCACUUCAAUGCUCCACCAAAAAUGGAAAUUCUUAGCUGAUGAUAAGCUAGUUGUUGUCGAGGGUGAGGGGGACAUUGUGGUAAGUCACCUCGCAUCUUUCCAAUACAUUGAGGGAGAAGGGGAGAUAAGGGAAGUCCCAUUCCAAUCAUUUGAAGUUAUCAAUGUUGAAAUGGUUUGCCCAGCAAGGGAUGAAUCAAAAGAUGUCGAAUCUCCCAUGACAUCUCUUAAAGACGCCCUGACAAUCAUAAAGGAUGGACACCCCCAAGGAUGGGGAAGAUUUCUUGAACUUCCUGCCAACAAGGACCGCACCGGUUUGGGAUACAACUCCCAGAAUUUGAAGAAGCCCGUGCCGAUAGCUACAAGGGGAUCAGUGAUCCCGCUGUCCGACAACUUCUCAAGUGUUGGUUACCUGGAUGACAACCGUAUUUGUGCCGUGGAAGAAGAAGAAGAAGAAGAAGAUGAUGGCUUGAUCUUCACAAAGACUGAUGGAAAUGGUGCCACCAAAUGGACCGAGUUUGAAAUACGUAAAGUGACCUUGAUUGAAAUAUCAUCCUCGACAACCAUCAAUGACAAUUCUGCUACAGUCUCAUACGACUUUGACAACCCGAUUAAUCAAGCUGAUGAAGAGUGUGAGGAAGAGGCCGAACUCCCAGAAGAAUUGGCAAGGCUUCUCAAGCAAGAGGAAAAAGUCAUCCAGCCGCACGAAGAAUCAGUGGAAGUGAUUAAUCUUGGGACAGAUGAGGAAGCGAAAGAAGUCCGAGUCGGCUCCGCUCUAUAA